This is a messenger RNA of Triplophysa rosa, 2475 nucleotides long. RefSeq lists its product as uncharacterized. Bases 217 to 1119 code for a protein of 300 amino acids. The record is from RefSeq and is a predicted model, not a curated record. Lineage: Eukaryota; Metazoa; Chordata; Actinopteri; Cypriniformes; Nemacheilidae. The transcript is spliced from 2 exons.
CUUAGUGCUGCAUUCGAUACCAUUGACCACAGCACACUCCUACAUAGACUCGAAAAUUAUGUCGGCAUUAAGGGAAUAUCUUUGAAAUGGUUUAAAUCUUAUUUAUCCGACCGUUUUCAAUUUGUAGCAAUAAACAAUGAGGUGUCACGCAAAUCGCAAGUCCAGUACGGUGUACCACAGGGCUCAGUCUCAGGGCCUCUGCUCUUCGCAUUAUACAUGCUACCUCUAGGAGAUAUAAUAAAGCGACACGGAGUUAGCUUUCACUGUUAUGCUGAUGAUACUCAACUUUAUAUUUCCUCGAAGCCUCAUGAAACACAGCAGUUCCAUCGAAUAAUGGAAUGCAUAGUCGAUAUAAAAAACUGGAUGAGUAACAACUUUUUAUUACUGAACUCGGACAAAACGGAAGUGUUACUUAUUGGACCGAAAACUGCUAUAAGUAACAACCAAGAAUACUGUUUAACUAUUGACGGAUGUUCCAUAAAACCCUCGUCGUCAGCAAAGAAUCUUGGCGUUCUAUUCGAUAGUAAUCUGUCAUUUGAGAGCCACGUCGCCAACACCUGUAAAAUUGCGUUUUUCCAUUUUAAGAAUAUAUCUAAACUACGUCAUAUGCUGUCAAUCUCAGAUGCAGAGAAGUUAAUUCAUGCAUUCAUGACAUCAAGACUAGAUUACUGUAAUGCACUGUUAGGUGGUUGCCCUGCAGGCUUAUUACAAAAACUCCAAUUGGUCCAAAACGCGGCAGCUCGAGUUCUUACACGUACAAAAAAGUAUGAACAUAUUAGCCCGGUUCUGUCAACCUUGCACUGGUUACCUAUAAAGCAUCGCGUUAACUUUAAAAUCUUGCUUAUUACCUAUAAAGCCUUACAUGGUUUAGCUCCUCAGUACUUGAAUGAACUCCUUUUGUAUUACAGUCCUUCACGUGCAUUACGCUCUCAGGCGUCCUGUCAGUUGGUAAUACCUAGAAUUUCAAAAUCAAGUGCAGGUGGUAGAUCCUUUUCCUAUCUAGCGCCUAAACUUUGGAAUAGUCUUCCCUGCACUGUCCGGGAGGCAGACACACUCUGUCAGUUUAAAUCUAGACUAAAGACGCAUCUUUUUAAUCUUGCAUACACUACUCUUCCAUAAUAUAAAUCUUCAGAGGGUUUAGGCUGCAUUAGUUAGAUCAACCGGAACCAAAAACACAACUGAUGUACUUGUUGCAUCAAAGAGUACAGAACAGUACUCUACUCUCAGCCAGUCUUGUCUCAUUGUUCCAAGGUUACCACAGCGAGCAGGAUGCAGUUCAUGGCCUGACCUGAUGGUAGAGCGGAGAAUGGGAAGUGGGGACCUGACAAGAGCUGAGAUGAUAGAGCUGGAUAAAGAAGGACGCGGUCUCUUGACAUGUCUUCACCACAAAACUUCAAAUGCUAUUAGAUUAUUAAUGAUAAUCUUAAACUAUAAUUUAUUUUAUUAUUAAGUUUAUUUAUUUUAUUUAGCCUUGUUGUGCAAGUUCUCUGGAGCUUGUGCAGAGGCAGCAGCUUUUGCCAGAGGGGAACUGGAAUCCCCUGGUUGGGCCUGGGUUCUCCUGAGGUUUUUUUUCUCGAUUAGAGUUUUGGGUUCCUCGCCACCGUUUGCAUACUGUUUUUGCACUAUCUGCCUGACCGGGGGGGCUGCUUUAGAAUCUUAAAGUUUUACUUAAUUAAUAUUGCAUAUAGGAAUUUAUUAUCUGUUAUAUUUGACCUGUGCUUCUCUCUCCUUUAUCCUAAAUGUGUGCUCUCACUGAGCGUGUGUGUGUGUGCGUACUUGUCUGUGUACGUACGUGUGUGUGUGUGUGUGUGUGUGUGUGUGUGUGUGUGUGUGUGUGUGUCUGUGUGUGCGUGUUGUGUGUGUGGAGUGUUUUGUGUGUGGGUGUGUCUGUCUUCUGUGUUUUCAACCUUUUCUUGUUUUUGCAGGUAAAACUUUGAUUGUUUUGCUUGUAGUCAAUGUGUCUCAUGUACAGCUGCUUUGUAACAAUGAAAAUUGUAAAAGCGCUAUAUAAAUAAAGUUGAGUUGAGUUGAGAUGACAGGAGUCACAGCAGCACGUUUAAGAACGUGGCCCCUUUAAGAGCUGUCUUAGUACGCAGAUCUGACCGUCACCGCACUCCCAUUUUCACAACUCUUUGCAUUCAUUUAAGAUUUUAUUUUACACCUUGAAGUCUGUGCUUAAGAAAAUGCUAGACAAAACGGGCUUUCUGACAUAAUCUUGUGUGGUUUUAUCCAUUCAAGCACGAAAGAGAACUUAACACGGAUGCGCUGUCUGACAGAGAUUCACCGAUGCAGCCGUUACUGUACACACCAGACUGGACCUCUCGUUGCGUUUUGCCGCGUCCCACAGUUUAGAAGCUGUCUAUCUUCAUUGAACGCCUCAAAGCAACUGUUUCAAAUCGCGCUUAAGUGGUUUAAAAGCCUGUACACGAAUAAGAGCGUGAUUACAUAAUGUAACGCUAGACAAAGGAUGUCAAA